Molecule: messenger RNA, 1127 nt
Organism: Rana temporaria (common frog)
Lineage: Eukaryota; Metazoa; Chordata; Amphibia; Anura; Ranidae
Gene: HMGB2
Product: high mobility group box 2
Exons: 5
Coding region: 133-771 (212 amino acids)
Biological process (GO): regulation of transcription by RNA polymerase II
Cellular component (GO): nucleus
Molecular function (GO): DNA binding, bending
Source: RefSeq, a predicted model, not a curated record
UCAUCAAGGUGCUCUGAGAGGGAGAAGUGUGGAAAACAAGAGGCAGUAUUACGUGCUAGUUGAACCAUUCUAGUGCGGGACACACAGGCAGAUCGGUCACCUCUUAUCACUCGUACAGCUCAGGUAUCAGCAAUGGGGAAAGGAGAUCCUAACAAGCCCAGGGGCAAGAUGUCCUCCUACGCCUACUUCGUGCAGACAUGCCGGGAGGAGCACAAGAAGAAACACCCGGACUCCUCCGUCAACUUCGCCGAGUUCUCCAAGAAGUGCUCCGAGAGGUGGAAGACCAUGUCUGCCAAGGAGAAGGGGAAGUUUGAAGACUUGGCCAAAGGUGACAAGGUCCGUUAUGAAAGGGAAAUGAAAACCUACAUCCCACCCAAGGGGGAGAAGGCAGGAAAGAGAAAGAAGGACCCAAAUGCCCCAAAACGACCACCAUCUGCCUUCUUCCUGUUUUGUUCUGAAAAUCGGCCCCAGAUAAAGACCGACACUCCUGGUCUGUCCAUUGGUGAUACCGCUAAGAAACUAGGAGAGCUGUGGUCUGAACAGACGCCCAAAGACAAGCAGCCAUUUGAACAGAAAGCAGCAAAGCUCAAGGAGAAAUAUGAAAAGGAUGUUGCAGCAUAUCGGGCAAAGGGCACCAGUGAUGUUGGCAAGAAGAUUCCUGGCAGGCCAGCAAGCUCAAAGAAGAAGGUUGAACCAGAAGAUGACGAUGAUGAUGAGGAUGAAGAUGAUGAGGAAGACGAGGAUGAGGACGAUGAUGAGGAUGACGAGUGAAUGCUUUGUCCGCUGUAUAAAUUGUGUUUGAAGCCCAUUGUUUGUUUAUUUGCUAAGAAUGUGAACUCAAGUGCAGCUCAUUUUGUUAGCUUGGUUAUAAAAACUGUACAGAAUUGUGUAUAGGUAAUGUGAUUCUUUAGGGAGAACCUAUAUUUUAAUAUAAGGAGUAGUUGGAGGGCUGUUAGAGUUAAAGCUUUUGAUGUGGGAUGAUUCUGCAUAUUUAAUGGUUUCCAAGGGUAGCCCAAUGUUAGCAACAAACCCAGUAUACUUUAGCGUUCUGUAGACCUGGUGCAUUGUACUUUUUUUCUAACUUUUUUAGCAACUUUUUUUUUGUAAUAAAAUUAUAUAUAAACAUU